This is a messenger RNA of Acipenser ruthenus (sterlet), 5410 nucleotides long. RefSeq names its product RNA-binding Raly-like protein. The transcript is spliced from 11 exons. Lineage: Eukaryota; Metazoa; Chordata; Actinopteri; Acipenseriformes; Acipenseridae. The coding region runs from base 1022 to 1954 and encodes 310 amino acids. Gene Ontology annotation, cellular component: nucleus. The record is from RefSeq and is a predicted model, not a curated record. Gene Ontology annotation, molecular function: RNA binding.
CCUGUGGGGUUGCCCUGUCUGCUCACUGCCUGCGAGUCAGGCUGAAUCCGAGUCACGUGACACUUGCCCGAGGCAGAGAUUGAGAGAAAAGCGCUUCAUUCCUUCUUCCACCGCCAUACUGUAUUUUAUACUAAAUCUCAUUUUUAUUCCAACAUUUUACUCCCGCUCGGUGAGUACAUUUUCAAUGACAUUUUUAAAACAUUUUUGUCUUUUUAUUUUUUCUUCUUUUGCUGGUGUUAAAAAUGAGAAUUGAAGUAUGGUUUUGAGCAUUUUUCUUACAGGAUCCAAGUUUUUAGCAUGCAGUGAUUCUGGAUCAUGGUUUUCACAAUGUCUGUGUGACUCAGUGGCGACAGUCACUGAAAAAUACUUGCAGUCCUUAAAAAAAAUAUGCAACUGGUUUUUAAACAAGCGGGUGGCAGUUUUAUUUUUUAAAGCAUGUCUACUUGUGGUUUUUAAAGAUUUUUCUUUUUCAUUUUCUGACUUUUGCUGUAGCUGUGAUUUGCUAUAUUUGCUGUGUUUGUUUCACAGAGUUUUGGGAUUUUGCGAGCUCAGUGCGAGUCACUGGAGCAAGCACCUGCUUUUAUUUCAUUCCUGCUUUCCUUUCAGAAUUAUUUUUAACCUGCUGAUAUUUUAAUGUGAAACUUUUCUUGCAGCUUAUUGAUCACAGGUUUUUUUUUUCUUUUCAUUUUUGAAUUCCUAGUACUUUUGCAUAUUUGAGAAUCAAAACAUGUUUUUGAAGAUGAACAUUUUUGCAUUAGUUAUACAGUGGCUGUGGAAGGUUUCUUGAGGGUGGGGUGGGAUGAAGUGCGUUUUUGGUUUCCUUGUCAACGAAGACGAAAUGAACAGCUGAGCCACGUCGCAGGUUUUGGCUGGGCUAACAGCAAGUGUUUGUGUAUGUCUGCUAGUACUAGCACCUUUCAUCAACAAACCUAAAAUGAAAACAGCCCUAGACCUCUGAACAACACAAGUAUAAAACCGAAGCAUUCCUACUGAGGGCAAUCAGGAAAACAAGUGAAGGACAAUGACUGGCAAGACCCAGACCAGCAAUGUCACCAACAAGAAUGAUCCCAGAUCCAUCAACUCGAGGGUUUUCAUUGGCAAUCUCAACACAGUAAUAGUAAAAAAAGCUGACAUUGAAGCUAUCUUUGCCAAGUAUGGGAAAAUAGUUGGCUGCUCAGUACACAAAGGAUAUGCAUUUGUUCAGUACAUGAGUGAAAGAAAUGCACGGGCUGCGGUUGCAGGGGAGAAUGCAAGAAUCAUUGCAGGACAGCCACUCGACACAUCCUUACCUGUCCCUGCUUUGAGAGUCUCUGAUACCCCUAGGAAUGCAUGCUUUUUUAAAGAUAUCAAUAUGGCUGGUGAACCAAAACCCUACAGACCAAAAGCUGGAUCCAAGAGACCUCUCUCUUCCCUUUAUAGUGGUUAUGAAUUUGAUUAUGACUACUACAGAGAUGAUUUCUACAAUCGGCUAUUUGAUUACCAUGGCCGUGUGCCCGCACCUCCACGUGCAGUGAUCCCAUUGAAGCGGGCUCGGGUGACAGUGCCCUCUACACGCAGAGGCAAAAGCAGCUUUCCUAUAAAAGGGGCAUCAAGAUCAAUGACAGGCUCCUCGUCUUCAGGACCCAAAUUAAAAUCAGAUGAUCUGCAGACAAUCAAAAAGGAACUGAUGCAAAUUAAAACAAAAAUUGAUUCCCUGCUGGGCAGACUGGAUAAGAUUGAGAAGCAGCACAGAGCUGAAACUGAUGUUCAGAGAAAAUAUGAAGGUACCACAGAGUCUAUUCAUGAAGAAUCCAUAUCUGAGAAUGCAGACAACUCUACAGAGGAGCCAGGUGAAGGAGGUCCUGAUGCUGACGUUGAUGAAAUGACUGAUGGGAUAGAGGAGGAUUAUGAUGAAGGCGGCAGUAAUGAUCUGAUAGAGAACCAUUUCUCAGACAUAGAAGACACCAGCAAUUGAUAAAAAGUAUGGUAAAACAAGCAGAAGAUGCCAAACAGCCCAGAAUCGGCUGCAGAGACACAAUGAGAAUGUGCACGAUGAAAAGGACCCAACUUCCUACGCAAGAAAUGAGGACGGCUGCUGCAAAUCUAAUACCAGUAUUCUGAAAGAUGUGGUCAUUCUUUCACCUAAAAAGAACUUCUUGAAAUAGCAGAUUAAAUGUGAAUAAUGAAAUUCAGAAUUUUGUGAUUAUCAUUAAUACAGUCACUUGGACGUGAUCUGCAUCUGAUAUUGCCAUUACUGUUUCUUUGUCCUGGAUUACUGGACACCAAAAUGUUUGUCUGCAUUUUCCAUAUAGUAAUCAGUAGAAAACUAUAAUUGGUUUUGUUAGUUGUUUCUGUAUAAUACUGUAUACAAGAAAGGUAAGGCAUAUAACAAAAUUAGCAGUUGGAAGAUAAUACCACAUCUAUCAAUCCUUGGUUUUUAUUCUUCUAUUGCCCAUCCUGUGAUGUUUUAAGAGGUUGUUAUGUAAUAGUACAUUUGUAAAACACUUGGGCCGGUAAAAGUCCAAUGAAAGGACAUGGUGAUUUAUGUAGAAAUCCUAACAGUAUUUUAUAGAAAUGUAAAAUAAUUGUAAAGCUAUUUUUAUGACCGGCAUGUUUUGUUGUUGAUCUUUAUUUCAGGUUGAUGAUUGUGUGGCUUCUGCUUUUGUUGAGUAACACACAACAGAUUCACAAAGCAGUUUAAUACUGCAUUCAGAGGCAGUUUAAUACUGCAUUCAGAAGCAGUUUAAUACUGCAUUCAGAGGCAGUUUAAUACUGCAUUCAGAGGCAGUUUAAUACUGCAUUCAGAGGCAGUUUAAUACUGCAUUCAGAGGCAGUUUAAUACUGCAUUCAGAGGCAGUUUAAUACUGCAUUCAGAAGCAGUUUAAUACUGCAUUCAGAAGCAGUUUAAUACUGCAUUCAGUAGAAUGUGUGUUACUAGUGUAUUGGGUGCAAUGUGUUACAUGUUAUCAAGAGUACUAUAUAAACCAUGGAACACUGUCAACAAAAAAUACCAGCCGAUUCCCUGGCAUAAACAUGAAUAUAUACAAUAUUUUAAUAGAAUGUGCUGUAAUGUAUAUUGAAUCAAAAAGUGAAACUUGCACAAAUAGGUCUUGUUGUCAAAAAAGUUAAUUCAGGUCUCUGUGGUUCUCAAACGGGGUUCUCAAAGGUUGAUCAGGAGGCCCCCAGAAAGUUCAGGAAACUUCUCUUUUGUAAAACACCAUAUCCUUCAUGUGCAAAAAGUGGUCUUUCACUGUUAUGUUGAGAGACAGAUUUGGUGUAAUACUCACAGACGUUAUACAUUAAAUAUUAAAUUGCACUCUAGUUUGAUUUUUCCUUCUUGUUUGUGAUUUGCUUUAUUGAUUUGCCACCCCCCCAAAAAAAAGUUUAGAGAACCUGAAUUAGUUUUCCCUGAGAUGUCUAGAAAAUGCAUCUUGUUUUAUGAUAAGUUAUAUCUAAUCAAUUGGUUUUCAUAGCAUUUCAUUUAGACCUGGGUAAUGUGGGUUGUUUCAAAUGUCAACCCAAUAAGAAGUUGUAGUUUUACUCAGAUUGUAUUAUUGAGGGUUUGAAAUUAGUGUAUGGAGCAAGUAACUGAAGGUUAACAAGAUUUUCAUUAUGUUUCAUAAUUUGUGUAUAAAUAUAUAUUUUAGCAACAGUUAUUAUCCAGACAUAUCCUUAUAGUAUAAGUUCACAUACUGAAAUAUAACUGGUAACAUGUUUAAGGAUCUGUGGUAAACAAAUAAUAAUGCAAGGGUUGUUUUAUAAGGGCAGCAGUGUGGAGUAGUGGUUAGGGCUCUGGACUCUUGACUGGAGAGUCAUGGGUUCAAUCCCCAGUGGGGGUCACUGCUGUUGUACCCUUGAGCAAGGUACUUUACCUAGAUUGCUCCAGUAAAAACCCUGUGAUAUCUUCUAACAAUUGUAAGUCGCCCUGGAUAAGGGUGUCUGCUAAGAAAUAAAUAAUAAUAAUAAAAUUAGACAGUUAUUACUAUCAGGCUAUAACAAUACAGUGCUAUAAUAACAUAUACAUAAGGAAUUAAAAGAAACCUUUCAAUUACUUUGUGCCACUAAAAAGCUAUUCUAAUAAACUGUUAAUCCUUAUGUCAAAACCUUUAAUAACACAUUUUGUUUCAAGUCAAGUGCGGUCAGAUAACUCACUUUGUCACCACGUAAAAGCAGCACUGCUUGUUUGCUGUGUGUCAGCUGCAGGAAGGCUGGGCACCCCAGUUCUAUCUCACCAGUACUAGUGAAUAAUUUAACACAAAAGGAUUCUAAAAAAAAAAUAAACUUUAAGCGUGUGUACAGGGUUGGGAAAUUACAAUGUUUUAGAUUUUUACAGUAGGGCAGUAAAAGAGCCUGUUAGAAAAAUACAAACAGCAGGUAGGAAAUACACAAUUUUCAGAUCUACCUCAGUAGCAGAGCUUAUUUAAAUCAACACAGUGUCACUGGAUAUAACCUGAGCUUUCAAUAUCUGUUGCCCUUCAUUGCAUGAACUAUCACGCUUUAAUAUCGUGGGGUAUUAGGAGGUGACCGCUUACUUUGGUUCCUAAAUAUUUUAUUUGUUAGCCUCUUGUUCUGUGUAUAUGUAAAAUAAACAAAACAAAAAAAAGUAAAUAUUUUUUUGUGUUUUAUCAAAGUCUGAAACACAUAUAACUUCUCCUAAUGUACUGGCUGAUUUAUUAAAGUGGUUGAGCUACAACAUUUUUUCAUAAACCUGCACUUCUAUUCACUUAUGGGUCUCAGGUGUUCUUAUUUUAAAACGUGACAUUAAAAGGUGUUUGCCGAUUUCUUUCAUAACUGCACAUCUGAGUAUAUAAUGAAUGGAUAAGCAUGGGACUAUUUUGUUAGCUACAAUCAUUUCAAGUAAGCAGGAUAUUUUCACAUGUCAUUGCUAAUAUUGAAUCAUGUGAUCAUAGGACUUUCAGGAAGUGAAACCCCAUAGCUGGUGCCACCAACACAGCAACACAUCCCAUGACCAGGAUGGGAAGAAUGUCUAAUGUGGAAGUUUCAGUCCACAUGUGGAAGAGGUAGCAGAAAUUCAAUAGGAAUCAUCAAUGGGAGAGUGUAGUUCGAGGGAUGUUGACAAAAUGAUGUGGCAUUCUUUACAUUCCAGUCUUCCAUCAUCAAAAUGGGGACCGUUCCAUCCUGACACCGAACGCUUUGGCGUCCCCUAUGGCCACCUAUGGGAUUUCAAUUCUUAUUUUGUCUUUAUUGUAUCUUGCAGGUUGAGCCUUCACAUGAUCAAUACGUUAGCUACUUUAACACGCUAAAGUGGCUUACUUUAUAAUUAACCUGUGACAGUCAGACAGCAUACAGUAGUGAACAGCUAAUUCCCAUCUUUAACUGUUUUGAUGUUCUUGCAAGUCUGUCAUAUAAUUUAUUUUUAAUGAUGUAACAUAAUUUUUACAUGUAUGUAAAUAAAUGUUUUAUCUGAUGA